This is a messenger RNA of Olea europaea var. sylvestris, 1396 nucleotides long. RefSeq names its product glycolipid transfer protein 1-like. The transcript has 6 exons. Gene Ontology annotation, cellular component: membrane; cytoplasm; cytosol. Gene Ontology annotation, biological process: ceramide transport; intermembrane lipid transfer. NCBI's taxonomy places the organism in Eukaryota, Viridiplantae, Streptophyta, Magnoliopsida, Lamiales, Oleaceae. The record is from RefSeq and is a predicted model, not a curated record. The coding region runs from base 194 to 799 and encodes 201 amino acids. Gene Ontology annotation, molecular function: ceramide 1-phosphate transfer activity; ceramide 1-phosphate binding.
UCAAACAAUUAACUCGGUAUUUUUGGGCUGAUAUUUUAUUUUCUUAUACUGGUUUCAUGGAGGACUUAGGAUUCGGCAUAAGAUAAAUGCCGUGUGGCUCAUACCGUAAAGUCCCAUGUCCCCACAUUUAUUACUUCUGCAAGUAUUGAUUUUUCUUUUUGGAAAUUUUUUUGAGUGUAGUUAAGCCAGAAAAAUGGAGGGGACAGUCUUCACUCAGGCUCUGGAAGGAAUGAAGCAUGUCAAGUCAGAAGAGGGGGUGAUGCUCACCAAACCUUUCCUGAAUGUUUGCAAGCAAAUUUUACCUGUUAUAGACAAGUUUGGACCUGCAAUGGCACUUGCCAAAUCUGAUAUUGGUGGUAAUAUAAUCAGGUUAGAAAACAAGUAUUUGUCCAACCCUACACAAUAUAACCACUUGUACAGCAUGGUACAAGAAGAGGCUAAGACAGCUAAAGGUUCAUCCAGUUGUGCUGAUGGUCUUUUGUGGUUGACGAGGGCAAUGGAUUUCUUGGUGGGAUUGUUUCGGAAUCUAUUGGAGCAUCAGGAUUGGUCCAUGUCCCAAGCAUGCAGUGAUUCUUAUGGCAAGACGCUGAAAAAAUGGCAUGGUUGGCUGGCCAGAUCAAGCUUUACGGUUGCCAUGAAACUUGCCCCUGAUAGGAAGAAGUUUAUGGAUGUCAUAGGUGGCAGAGGCGAUGUUAAUAGUGAUAUGAAAAAAUUUUGCACCACUUUCUCACCAUUUCUCGAGGAGAACCACAAGUUUUUGCAGGCUAGCGUUGGAAUGGAUGUUAUUAAAGCAUCUUAAACGGUGGUUUUAUAAUGCUUUCAGCAGUAGUUCUUGGAGUUCAUCAAUACUAAUAUCCGUGCCAUGCUUUAAGGUUUUCUAUUUAAGGAAUAAUGGAAACAUGUAAUAAUGCACUGCAUACUAGUUUUUCGAUAUGGGAAUCUACAGUCUAUAAAGUUUUCUAUUUAAGGAGCUAAGCUAUGAAUUUGGGAAGUUUAGUUUAAAUUGUGAGUUUUUUAAUUUAAUGUGGAAUCUUGACUUCCUUUGGAUAAUGGGAACAUGCUGUUGAUCUCGAUUUUUGUGCAUACAACGUGGUCGAAAGAUCUCAAGGCCUCUCGCAUCUAUGCGAGCCUAUUCCUGCACAUUGCGACAAACAUUAGCCACACGUGUCCUUCUUCAGCUGUGGAGGAGGCAGCCACGUGCACUCCAGACCAAGUGAGUUGAAAUAAUAUAUAUUUGAGUAUGGAGGUGCUUUGGACACGAGCCUCUUAUGUUAAAAAAGGGGUUCGAUUUUGAAAGAAAUAUAAGUGCGUAGAGAGAGCAACAAUUACAUGUUGAGAGCAUAAAUUUGUAUUACCUCUAGAAUGACACAUUGUGUGAGUUUUUACAGUAUAAAAU